AUGGCCAUGGCCGUGGCGCCGGCACCUCCUCGCCUCCGCGUCCUCGACACGGCCCUCGUGCGGCCGUCCCCGAUCUUGUGCUACAGUAACCCGCGCGGCCCAAUCGGCCCGUGGGCCGUGACAGGCGGCAGGCUGCUAGCCCUGCAGGCUACAGUGCUGCCCGCACGGCGUGGCCUCGCCAUCGGCGUCACCGUGCACCACGCCGCUUGCGAUGGCUCGGGCUCAACACACUUCCUGCACACCUGGGCGGCCGCGUGCACCGGCGCCGGAGCGCCGCCCCCACCUCCCGUCAUCGACCGGACACUCCUCCCCGACCCAUGGGGCCUGUACGACAUCUUCUUCCAGGCGGCGCCCAGCACCGACGAGAUGGAGUUCGUCAAGAUGUCCGCCGACCAGCUCGUCGCCACGUUCACCCUGUCCAAGGACGACCUGAAGCGCGUCAAGGACAUCGUGGCCGAUGAGGCCAUGAGACGAGGCGUCGCGCCGCCGCGGUGCUCCUCUCUUGUUGCCACCCUUGGCUUCGUCUGGUCGUGCUACCUGCACGGAGCCAGAGAGAGCUGCGGCUCCGACGACGAGGGCUCGGUGACCUACAUUCUCUUCCCUGUCGAUCACCGCUCCCGGAUGAAGCCUCCCCUCCCGGAAAAGUACCUCGGCAACUGCGUCGGCCCAGCGUUCGGGGUGGCACCCAAGGCCGAGCUGGCGGCGGCAGGAGCAGCCGGGAUCUUCAGCGCGUGCGCCGCCGUCGCCUCCGCCAUUGACGAAGCUGUGCGCGGCAUCGGGACACCCAGCAUGGACGCGUGGCUGGACCGCAUCAAGGAGGCAAUGGCGAAAGGUAUAGGUAUCCUGUCCGUUGCCGGAUCGCCGAGGUUCCGCGUCUACGAGCUGGACUUCGGAUUCGGCCGGCCGGCGAAGGUGGACAUCGUGUCCGUGGCGAGGACAGGUGCGGUGGCGGUGGCGGUGGCGGAGAGCCGGAGCGGCGCCAGCGGGCUGGAGGUUGGCGUCUCUUUGCAGCCGGCUGGCAUGGAGAGGUACGGGAAGUGCUUCGCGGAUGGUAUCGCGUGGCUCCACACCAGUGAAGUUGAGAACGACUGAGAUGAGAUGUGUGGCUGCUGAAUUUGGUGUCGCGUGGAGGGCGACACGUACGCCGGCAAGCCAAUCUAAACCUGCAUGAACCGUCUUGUGCAAGAUCAAUAAUGUUGCAGCUAUAGUCACGUGUACACAACUGGUCUGUCUUUUUAUAUACAUUAUUACAUCAUUGUGAUUUCAUUUAGUGUGUUGUAACUUAAUAUUUAGCCCAA
Molecule: messenger RNA, 1298 nt
Organism: Panicum virgatum (switchgrass)
Lineage: Eukaryota; Viridiplantae; Streptophyta; Magnoliopsida; Poales; Poaceae
Product: anthocyanin 5-aromatic acyltransferase-like
Exons: 2
Coding region: 1-1092 (363 amino acids)
Source: RefSeq, a predicted model, not a curated record